This is a messenger RNA of Symbiodinium sp. CCMP2592, 4200 nucleotides long. The record is from the annotation of a GenBank genome assembly. Lineage: Eukaryota; Dinophyceae; Suessiales; Symbiodiniaceae.
AUGGCAGAGCCUGCCAUCUUUAGGCUUCCAGAUCCUGGGGACGGUGAGCUUGAGGACAGAGAGUCCGAGUCAGAGGCCGAGGAAGCUCCCACGUCUGCAGGUGCCCUGCGGAAUCGUCGAUAUAGGGCCAAAUGUCGAAAUGCUUCCCGUGCAGAGGUUUUGUUUCUGUAUGUGAAAACCUGUGGCGACGAAUCAGAAUCUCUGGGCACCGCUGCUGCAGGGAAUUAUUUGUUGUGUGUUGCUGAGCUUGGGGAAAAAUGCAUCAAGCCGCUGGGUGCCCAAGAGCACUUGCAGCAGCAAGAUACUUGGCGAGCUCGGCAUCAGAAACGUCGCGAUCGAGAUUUCGCCGCUAAGCAGAUGUCCCUCCAGAACCAGACAACCCGAAACCAGAUGUUCAAGUGCUGUUUGAAGUCUCUUUUUCGUUUCAGGGCAGCUGUCCAGUUGGGGCCUGCCCAGGCUGCAGUGGCAGGUGCCUUGUGCCGGGCACCUGCAGCUGCUAACCAGGGUGCGGUGACUCCUGUUCCUGCGAUGCCCGCCUUGGCUGGCAGGUUGGCGGUUUUGCCUGCAGGGCAAGCGCAAUGGGUUUUUCAAGCUGCUGCGCCAAGCGUCAUCUUCGAAGCCGUUGCAGAUCGCCAGGGCCUUUACACUUGCUUUGCAGACGGACAGGCGGCGGAGCCUGAAGUAGGCACUGCGAGGCGUUACCUAGGGCGUCCUUUCUGGAUGGUUCGCUUGCCACCAACUGUCAUGAAGCAUUUGAUGGAGAUAGGCAAGGAGUUCGUGGUUCCUGGUGGGCUUGUGACUUCUUUGGGGCACCAGUUGCCCGGAACCGUUCCUGCUGCGGCAGAAGGAAGCCCCAGUGAUGGUGCCGACAGUGGUUCCUCUUCCUCCUGCGAGAUGAAGAAAGUGCGCAGGCCGGCCAUGCAAGAAAUCCUGUUGGGAAAGCUCGCUUACAAGCUCAGCUUAACGGUAGGCAUUCAAGAUGUGGUUCGCACCGUCCUUCGAAUGUUAGUGCCAGAUAGUUUAGGUCUGGCAGACAACAUGAAAGUGUCGCAUGGGCAUGUGCGGAAUAUCUUGCUAAAGCUUGAUGCCUUGCAUUCCUUGUUUCGCCGGUUCCUUGCCCCACCAGGUGGUGGGGCAGACAAGUCGCUGCGAAUUGUCAGGUACAUCAGUCCUGACAGUUCCCCGCAAGCGAAUUAUGAUUAUUUUUGUGCGACAGAAGAGUUGCUGCUCUAUCGUUCCGACGAGCUUCCAAGGGAUGCGGGUGGAAAUGUCCAGAGUAUUGUGGGCGCUCAAGCUUUGGCGAGCGAGGCAAUACAGGAGGAUUUUCGUGAAUUGCCGCUCUUUCAUUCCGCUCUACACAUACCGGGUGGGAUUCGCUCGCAAGAGUGCCCCACCUUCAAGAAAUAUUGGAACCCAGCUGUUUUUGGUGGGGACAGCUCGUCAGUCACAAUUCGAGCUGUGACGGAAGCGUUGGCAGACGAGUGCCAUUUCGACAUGGCAGUGUGGACGCAUCAGUUCUCUGCCGAGGCCACCAGGCUGGCCCACUUUUUCGAGGGUUGUCACUGCCAUCAGGAGCAGCUGACAGACCCAGAAAACCGGGAAAAGAUAAACUGUUGUUGGAAAGGCAGGCGCUUGCCUUGGCUUGCGGUUGGUAAUCUCCAGGGAGCUUUGCAAGAUGCCAUGACAAACAACGAGAUUAGUGUUCUUGCGCAUCUCUUGUCUCGUUCUAGUGAAACUGCAAGUCGGAUGGCGCACAUGGCGGACACGUGCAACAAAGUAUUUGUUGCCGUUAUCCAGCAAAAGCUUGCGUAUGCUCAGCAAGUACCAUGGGUGUUUGCCGCAGCGUUUGCGGGGUAUAUGGGCGAGACUUGGGGCCGAGUGAAAAAGGUUCUUCGGCCACAUCUUCAGAACGUUGACAACAUGAUCUCCAGUGGCCAAGUCGGCGCUCUAGACUCUGUUACACAUGCUUUGUUUGGACCAACCGACACAGGCCGCAUGCUCCGAGAGUUUCUGAACUCGGAGGAUGACGUGCCCCUUGAUCGAUGGCCAGCGUUGUUUUGGAGAGUACAGGAAUAUGCCUUUGUUUCUUUGUCCGAGCGACACACGGAGAGAGAGCAUGUCGGUGUCAAGGUUGCAGCAAACCGUGGUCUCACAAAGGCUGGGCCUGCAGUUGUCUGCAGCCGCAAGCGCAGAGAUCAAGUGUUGGAGAUGCUGGAAGAUGAGAAACAGCUCGCUUUCUUGGUCAACAAUUGGCGCAGCAGGCGCCUUUGGAGUAGCCUGCUGGAGCACAUGCUCACUCACGAAGAGGUUCGACUUAUGGAGACGCCAAAGAGGCUUUCCCGCUUGUACGGGUAUAGCGAGGAAGACCACUUCAAAGAUUGCGAGGACUCUGUUCGUGCUGAUGCCGUUUACCGCCAAACUUUGAGAGAUCAGACUUUGUUACUGGCCGGAAGCUUCAAGCUUCCGAGUGCUUCCCACCAGGUAGUGAACUGGCUGAAAGGCCAUUUGGCGACGGGCGUGUUUUUCAGUGUGUCCACGCAUGUCUUUGAGCUACUUGUCGACAGGGGUCGGAGAUGUGAAGACCCAGCCGCAUCCUUCAGAACCGACGUGCUGCUGUCUAUUCUGCGAGCCGACGUCCACCCUCGGGUAAGUGAUCGUGCUUCGGUUUUCUGCUCGGUGCUGGAUGCCAGGCCAGAAGCAAGAACGGAUGCUCGUGUUUCGCGACCUGCUGCACACAUCACAGACCCGAAGCUAGGCCGCCGCAGCUGUGUGGUUGUGCAGCGUUUCCACGACGUGGAUGUUUCCCAGGGCGUGCACGGCCUUGGUGGAGAUGUGCGGGUGGCGUGCACGAAUGUGCGGAUCGAGGUUCUCGACUUGGCACGGGUGUGCACAGCAGAGAACUUGAAAGCCUUUUGUGCAAACUGUUUGCUCUGGCGUGCUAUGCCUGCGGAACUGGCCUUGGCUCUGGGAGACGAGUCCACGCAGCCAGGUUUGCUGCAGGAGCCGCAAGUGCAGAAACUUCCAGAGAUUGUCUUAGACAGCGAUCCUGCCUGCUUGUUGAGUCGACCGCCUCCGGAUCCGCAUGUGGAAGAUGCCCUCGACAUCCUGCACCCCCCUGCCCAUGUCGUGCAGAAUGCGGACGACUCUGCGGUGCUGCAGGUCUACGGUGCUCCGUGUAGCGACCGAGAAAUGCAAGCUAUCAAAGAGUUGCUGCGAGCAAGGGCCAUCGGCAUUGAAUCUGCUGUGUAUGCCACAGACCUUGAACACUUCGAUGCUGUUGCACUGGAAGGCUUGCGUGACCGAGGUCUUGUCAUCUGCGAGACUGAUAUGUUCUCAGAUGUAUCCGUCGCCUUGACGGGCAAGUUGACCUACAGUGCAAGCUUGGUGCUGGCACGGCCAUUGUUGCUUUGGGAGCUUGACCAAACGACUUUGACUCGAGGCCAGAUGCCAGGCCGAUCAAAGUUGGAGUUAAUUCGUUUGUUGUUUGUCUUGGGCUGGGAGCCAGGGCUGGGCCGGGAAGCGUGGCAUCGCAAGCAGGGAGAGAAACGUCUUCCAGAUGACGUUCUAGUUUGCAGCCUCCCCUUCCUCAGAGCUUUGAUGCUGAGUCGGCUUAUAUGGGAAAAGCCCGGCAACUUGUCGGGCAUUUACUUGAAAGGCCCCCAGCAGGAUUAUGAGUUCUUGGUGGAUCAGGACGAUCUCAGCAGCUUGCGGGAUGCUUCUGCAGAGGAAAUCAAUGCUCGGUUCGCGCAGAAGAAAAAAAGACCUGCUGGCCGCAGCUUGACAAGAGAUGCGGCUACAGGUCUGGAGCUUGACCCAGAGGCUGAUGAUGCCGAGUUAGAAGAGCUUGUGCAAGAGCUGCCUGAAAAGCUCAUGCAAGCAGAAGAGCCGCAGCCAAGCAUGGCCAGCGGUGGUAGACGUGUCGCUCCUCUAGAAAUCGACUUGGGAGGCGGUAGGACACAGGUAGUGCAUUUUGACAAUUUCACACACUCCAGCGGUCAGCUCCGAGCAUUCGUUGCUUGCGAGACACACAGCGGCUGCCGCUUGUACACGUUUGUACGGCAUCAUGGCAGCCGCAGGCGGGCUGCUGCCUUUUUGCUUGCUUGGCAAAUGCGAGGAGCUCACCACCGCAGAGCUGAAGCUCACAUUGCGGACAAGCCAAGUGAAGAGCAGGUGGAUGCCAUGAUGCUCCGGAUCGCUUGA